Molecule: messenger RNA, 843 nt
Organism: Penicillium lagena
Lineage: Eukaryota; Fungi; Ascomycota; Eurotiomycetes; Eurotiales; Aspergillaceae
Exons: 2
Coding region: 1-843 (280 amino acids)
Source: RefSeq, a predicted model, not a curated record
AUGACUGAAGUCCAACGCCAUCUCCGGCAAUCCCUCGGCCCCCUGCACCCACCCCAAGUUGAGCGCCAGGCUAUCAAGCCGUCUAUCGCGCGCCACGUCAAUAUCCAAGUCUCAGAUCCGCUCGACCAUGAAGCUCCCGCCAUCCUCCACGAGCCGAGAAGCUACAACGCUACUGAGGCGCGAGGAGCGGCGGUGGUGCUUGUUUCAGGCGCUGGAGGUGGUGUUUCUGGUCCAUCUGGAAUCUACCCCUCACUCGCCGACAAACUCGCCCUCCUCCUCUCCGUCCCCUGCAUCCGUCUAGACUACCGCUCCCCAGCUCAGACAGAAUACUGCGUCUCCGACAUGCGCGCCUCCUUCGAUUACCUCCGCGACCAGUACACCUCCUCCCGCUUCGUAGUAGUGGGCUGGUCCUUCGGCGGAAGCCCAUGCUUCACGGUAGCAGCGACAGAGCCCGUCCGUGUCGUCGGCGUCGCAACGGUGGCAUCGCAAACCGCCAACACGGACGGCGUGCGCAAGCUCAGUCCGCGGCCGUUGCUACUGCUGCAUGGCGAGAAUGACCGGGUUUUGGCGCCGAGUUGUUCGAAGGCGCUGUUUAAUUCGUAUGGAACUACGGGGAAGAGGGAGAUGAGGCUUUUCCCCGGCGAUGAUCAUGGGUUGUCAAGGCAUGCGCCCCAGGCCGAGAGGACGAUCUUCGUUUUUGUGGCUAGGACAUUGGGGAUGGAGGCGUUGUUGGAUGCUCCGGUGUUGGAUCAGGCGGGUCGGGAUUUGGUGGCGAGUCGGAGGGAGAGAGUGCAUGAGAUGGAGAUGGGACAUGAUCUGGAAGGAGGCGAGCGGUUGUUCUAG